This is a messenger RNA of Helobdella robusta, 258 nucleotides long. RefSeq lists its product as hypothetical. The annotation marks the transcript as partial. The transcript has a single exon. The record is from RefSeq and is a predicted model, not a curated record. Gene Ontology annotation, molecular function: DNA-binding transcription factor activity, RNA polymerase II-specific; RNA polymerase II cis-regulatory region sequence-specific DNA binding. Gene Ontology annotation, biological process: regulation of transcription by RNA polymerase II. NCBI's taxonomy places the organism in Eukaryota, Metazoa, Annelida, Clitellata, Rhynchobdellida, Glossiphoniidae.
GAUCGUCCCUACUUAUGCCCGAUAGAGAUGUGCGAGAAACGAUUCGGUAGAACCGACGAACUCAACCGACAUUUGAGAACGCAUUCCGGCUUGAAACCAUUUCGUUGUCAGAUCUGCCAGCGCAUGUUCAGCCGCAGUGACCACCUGACCACUCACAUUCGCACUCACACAGGAGAAAAACCAUUCAUUUGCGAACUGUGCGGGCGGAGGUUCGCUCGGUCGGACGAACGCAAGAGACAUCAGAGAAUACAUUUCAGA